CCGUCGAUGUUAGUGCGCGGUGUGUCGGCGCGCCGCGAGGGUCCGCCUCGUUGUUGUGGUUGUAGUUGUUGUUGCUGCUGCUGCAGGGCCAUGUGUGACGGGCGCGGUGUGUGACUGACGAGCAGCAGCCGCCCGGGCGCACCCAGAGCGCGCCGGCGGCGGCCCCACGUCCACGAUGAGGGCCAGCUCCUCCUGCACGGCGAUGGCCGUCUUGCUGCUGGCCUCGGUGGCGGUGUCCACGGCGGCGGCUGUCAGCGCCAGGCGCGCGCCCGCGGCCGCCAACCCCGGAGCCGCGUCCACGGAGGAGGUCGGCCGGAAGCGCCCGGACAGCCCCGGCGGGGGGGAAUCCUGGCGGCGACAGGAAGCGCGAGGGGGCGCAGGCAGCCAGGAGGACGGCGCCGGCGACGGGGCGAGUCGAAGCCGUCAUCGCCUCGACCCGGAAGCGGGCCGGCCUGCGGCGCCUGCGGCGCCUCGGGCGCGGCGGGAAGCGGGCUCGUUGACCCCCACUAAUGCGUCCGCCGAGCCCUCCGCGGCCCCGGCGGCCCCGGACUCCCCGGCAGCGCCCCUCCCCGAUGAAGCCCCACCGCCGCACAACAUGUUGAUCCAAAGCCACGCCGGAGUCCCCGGGCCUCUGCGUGCGCAACCCCGCGCCCAGGAUGACGACAACAACACGGCGAGCUCCGCGGCCCCCGGCCGCUUCAGCACGCGGGCCUUCAUCGUCACCUCCAGGAAGGGCCGCAUCCUGCGCACCGUCCGCGCCACGCAGGCGCCCUGGCGCCGGGCCGCCGCCAACCAGUCAUCCGUCGCCGGGGAGAUGCGCGAAGCGCUGGCCGACGACUUCGAGGUGAUUCGGUGGCCGACGGACGCGCCCGAGACAACGACGGACGGCGGUGGUGAGCGCCCUGAGGCCUUUCAGGAGGGGAACCAGCCACGGUCCGCUCCCGGACUGGCCGAGCCGCCUCCAGAGGUGGCCGUCAUCCAGUUCAGAGACGUCCCGGGCGGCGACGCGUACCAGCUCAACAACCUGGACAUCGGAGAGGGCAGCGACAUCUUCGGCUACCUGUCCACCUUCCUGUCCUACGUGCAGCCCAACGACUUCCCGCUCGAUCUGCUGAGUGACGUCCUUCACAACCGCGCGCCCCUAGAGUCCAUCGUGUUCCAGGUCCUGCAGCUGGAGGCCGGCUUCCUGUCGCUGACCCUCGUCUACGUGCUGCUGGCCCUGGUCUGCCCGUGCCUCUGCCUGUGCUACGCGUGCGCGCGCAUCUGCGCUGACGGCGAGGACGCCGCCACCCCGGCCUCGGGAGCGUCGUCGCGUGGGGGUAGCCGUCAACCGGGGGCGGCGCGGGGCGGCGGCGGCGGCAAGCGGCGGCAGGCGGCCGCGCAGGGCGAGUCGCCCCUCGAGACGCCACCGGACACACCCCCGCCGCCGGCCUGCCCGCCGCCCUCGGGGCCGCCGCCGUUGGAGGCCUGGGACCCGCGCGUCGUGGACGGCUACCCUUGCCAGCAGCGCUCCAUGCUGGCCCUGCUCACCUCCAUCCUGUUCGCGCUGCUGCUGUCGGUGGGCGCGCAGCUCGCCACCAACCAGCAGGUGUCGGUGGCGGUGGCCGGCGCGCCCGUCGUGGUGCAGGCCGCCCUGGGGGACGUGGACGUCUUCGUGCGCAACGCCCGCCUGCAGAUCGACUCGCUCAUCGUGGGCACCUUCCGCCAGGCCGUGCUCGCCUGUCGCGAGGACCUCAACAAUGUGGACUUGCUGCUCGGCAGGCCCCUGCAGCGAGAGCUAGCCGCCGAGACGGGGCUGGACGUGGCGCUCGACGCGCUCCUGGACGUGGCUGGCGCGUCCCAAGCCGUGUCUGGGAAAGUGCAGCUGCUGCUGCAGUCGCUGGCCGAGGCCAAGCAGGCCGGCCUGCAGGUGCAGGACCGACUGCAGGAGCUGCGCAGCCACGUGGACGCGCUCAAGAGGACGUGCCCCCGCCAGGAGCGGCCGCUCUGCGACACUCUUCACGUCACUGGACUGCACGUCACGCUCAACCUCAACCCGGUCAGGAACUCGAGCAGAGUAGUCGAUAUGACGAUGACAAUAUAUAUCGGCACGGUCAUUUGAUACGUUUCGACCGAUCGAGCGGCAAGUGCCGAACCCUUUCUCUUUCUGUAAUAAAAGAGACGCUCUGAUUUUGCCACGCCCCUGUGCCUUUUACUGGCCUCAACAUUGUCCUCCCGUUGUCAAGGUCGUCCGGUUCGGGUCCUUUCCCCUCCCGGUCCGACCCCUAUCGUCCGAUGCCUCGCCCAUGUCCUCUGCUUUAAUUAAACUAGCCUUAAUUAGGCCAUCUUUCCCCAAAGCCAUUGGCCAGUUGGCCAGGAAUGGAACCUCCCCAGUCGGGGUGCGGGUGCGAGUAGGGGUAGGGUGGCCGGGGACUCGAGCAAACAGCCCCCCUGCGGCUGUCUCGCUCACUCUCACUCUCUCCCGUUGGACGCCGGGUGGGGGCGAGAGAGGCGGAUGCAGAGCACCCCGUCGCUGAGAGACGGCGGUUAAUUUUGUGUGAUUACGUGGGGACAAAGUCUAGCCACCACUGCAAAGAGACUACCGCGAGCUAGAGCGACGCCCCCCUCUCCCCUGGCAAGGAUAUACAAAACUUUGUUCGGUUUCAUUUAGUGAUGCCGCCGCCCUCGUCCGCUCUCGGUCAGACAAAGAGUAAUCUAGUUGCAAGUCGUUGGCAUUCCGACCCCGCCGUGCA
Messenger RNA from Frankliniella occidentalis (western flower thrips), 2732 nucleotides. RefSeq lists its product as uncharacterized. The coding region runs from base 176 to 2101 and encodes 641 amino acids. The transcript has 9 exons. Gene Ontology annotation, cellular component: membrane. NCBI's taxonomy places the organism in Eukaryota, Metazoa, Arthropoda, Insecta, Thysanoptera, Thripidae. The record is from RefSeq and is a predicted model, not a curated record.